Messenger RNA from Gossypium raimondii (Peruvian cotton), 1845 nucleotides. Its product is annotated as nuclear transport factor 2. The transcript is spliced from 9 exons. Gene Ontology annotation, cellular component: cytosol; ribonucleoprotein complex. Gene Ontology annotation, molecular function: mRNA binding. The record is from RefSeq and is a predicted model, not a curated record. NCBI's taxonomy places the organism in Eukaryota, Viridiplantae, Streptophyta, Magnoliopsida, Malvales, Malvaceae. The coding region runs from base 173 to 1540 and encodes 455 amino acids.
UUUCACGGUUCAUAGGUAGCUUUCACUUCUCGCUUCAGCCCUUCCCUUAUUUUUCUUCUCCAUUUUUUCCCUUUGUAUUUUCUGCCUGCAACUAAAACCCAGAGUGCCACCAAACCUUCAAAAAGACUCUCAUAGUUUCUUUAAACCUUCAACAUUUCCUUUUUUCCAGCAGAUGGCAUUGGAAACAGCAACUCGACCGGCUACUCCGAGUGCCCAAGUUGUUGGAAAUGCUUUCGUUGAACAGUAUUACCACAUUCUUUACAACUCUCCUGAAUUGGCUCAUAGAUUCUAUCAUGAUUCAAGUGUGAUUAGCCGCCCGGAUUCCAGUGGUGUGAUGACAUCGGUGACAACCAUGCAAGGUAUUAAUGAGAAGAUUCUUUCCUUCGAUUACACAAAUCAUAAGGCUGAGAUUAAUACCGCUGAUGCUCAGAAAUCUUAUCAGGAAGGAGUAACUGUAUUAGUAACUGGGUGUCUAACGGGCAAGGAUAACAUGAAGAGAAAAUUUGCGCAAUCCUUUUUCCUUGCUCCCCAAGACAAUGGGUACUUUGUUCUAAAUGAUGUACUUAGGUAUGUCGGAGACAGCGAACCCUUAGAGAAGCAUAAAGUUAAUGGUGUUAAUGAUGCUCCUAGAGUGCCUCCAACACCUGAACCUGAGCUUACUCAAGUUUUGGAGCCUUCUGCACCGGAUCCAGCUACUGCCCUUGUGGAAGAGAAUCAAAAUGUUGCUGAGAAAGUUUAUGAGCCUUCAGACCAGGAAAAACAGUUGGUCGAUGAAGACGAGGCGGUUGUGAAACCCCAGUCUAAUUCAAACGGUGAUGAUAUUACUGUAGUUGUUGAAUCGGCUUCUUCUUCAGCCCAAGAGGAUUCUGCAAAGAAAUCCUAUGCAUCAAUUGUAAAAGUACCAAAAGGAAGUCCGGGGCCAAUAAGAGUCUAUUUACCUUCUAAUACUACAAAAGUGACACCCAAGAAAACUGAGAAGCAGCCUCCUAUUUCUGCAGCACCUGCUACACCAGAAGCUUCUGCACCUUCUAGCGCUGAUGCCCCUGAGAAUGACAACAUUCCGGAGGAAGUUGAAGGCCAUUCCAUUUACAUUAGAAAUUUGCCCUUCAAUGUGACGGCUACACAGCUCGAGCAAGAGUUUAAGAAAUUUGGACCAAUCAAGCAAGGGGGUGUCCAAGUUAGGAACAAUAAGCAACAAGGGUACUGUUUCGGUUUUGUGGAAUUUCUGUCUUUGAACUCCAUGAAUGAUGCAAUUCAGGCUUCACCAGUUACGAUCGGAGAGCGUCAAGCUGUUGUGGAGAUUAAGAGAACUUCAACUAGAGUUGUUAGUGGAAGAGGUAGUUUCCCAGGACGAAGAGGAGCAUUUCGAAAUGACGGCUUCAGGGGACGAAACUUUGGUGGAAAUCGAAGCUUUGGAAGAAAUGAAUAUGGAAACAGAGGUGAAUAUAGCAGUCGACCUAGGGGGGGUUCAACAGGUCGUGAAGGGAGAGGGAGAGGUAACCGAUCAAGUCGACCAAACCAGAAUAUGGCUUCUACUUGAAAACCCCGUAGAGUAAGCUUAUUAUUUUUGUCGCGGAGAAAUUAUUAUGAUUAUGAUUAUGAUUAUGAUUAUUUUUGAUAGAGAUAGUGAUGGAUAAUUCGGAUGAAUGGGAGUUGGGGUAGGAAUUCAUUCGAGUUUGACAAAGGAAUCAAAAUGGUUGGAUUGAAUGUUAAUAUGAGAGAGCGCAGUGAUUUUAGCUUUAGAGACUAGAGAAUUUUGUGUAGGACCUCUUUUGUUACCAUCUCAAACAUCUAAGUCCUGAUUUUAACAUCGUUUUUCAAAAUUGGAUUUCACUGUUUGAGAAA